AACAUCGUUGCUUCUUGAAAUUCUGUCGUUUAUGGUGGCGGAAUCAUUUUCGUUUGUGUCAAUUUCUGUCUCCUGAUUAGAUUCGAACUUCUGGAAAACGUACGUUACAUGAUAAAAUUGUGGUCUGCUUUUUGCAUUCGAAUAAUCGUUGCUAAGAGUGGAUUGUUGCUGUGAACGAAGAAGGAAAUCGAGAGAGAACUGAAUAUGGGUCGUUACAGAAGUCGUAGUCGUGACAGAGAUAGGAGACGUAGAUCUCGUAGUAGAUCUCGUAGCAGAUCACCAAGGGACAGAAGAAAUUGGGGCAGCAGUGGUGGCAGAGACAGAGGAGGUGGAAGGAACAGUCGAGGUCAACCCGGAGCAAACUUAAGGAAACCUCGAUGGGAUCUGAGUAGAUUAGAGCCCUUCAAAAAAGAUUUUUAUGUGCCACAUGAGGCAGUUCAAAAUCGGGAUCUGCGCAUAGUCGAGCAGUAUCGGAGCGAGAAGGAGAUUACUCUUAAAGGAAAAAAUAUACCCAAUCCUGUAUUCACAUUUGAGGAGACAGGUUUCCCAGACUAUGUUCUAAAAGAGAUUAAACGACAAGGUUUCACCGAGCCCACGUCGAUACAAGCGCAGGGCUGGCCGAUUGCUUUAAGCGGACGAGACAUGGUAGGAAUCGCAUCUACUGGUUCCGGAAAAACUCUGUCUUACAUACUCCCCGCGAUCGUUCACAUCAACAGUCAACCAAAAUUGGGUAGAAAAGACGGGCCGAUCGCGUUGGUGUUAGCUCCGACACGGGAGCUCGCACAACAGAUCCAACAAGUAGCCGACGAUUUUGGCCAUUCCUCCGGCAUCCGAAAUACUUGCUUGUACGGAGGAGCACCAAAAGGCGCGCAGGCUAGAGAUUUGGAUGGUGGCGUGGAAAUCGUAAUAGCCACACCCGGCAGAUUAUUAGAUUUCCUCGAAUCAGGACGUACGAACUUGAAGAGAUGCACCUAUCUGGUCCUAGACGAGGCAGACAGAAUGUUGGACAUGGGCUUCGAGCCUCAAAUUAGGAAGAUUAUAGAACAGAUAAGACCGGAUCGGCAAACCUUAAUGUGGUCUGCUACUUGGCCUAAGGAAGUGAAGAACUUGGCUGAGGACUUCUUAAAAGAUUAUGCUCAAAUAAACGUCGGUUCGCUUCAGUUAGCUGCGAAUCACAACAUUUUGCAGAUCAUCGACGUCUGUCAGGAUUACGAAAAGGAAAACAAGUUGAGCACACUUCUCAAAGAAAUAAUGGCGGAAAGCGAAAACAAAACUAUAGUAUUUAUCGAAACGAAACGCCGAGUAGACGAGAUAACCAGAAAAAUGAAGAGAGAUGGCUGGCCGGCCGUUUGUAUACAUGGGGACAAGACGCAACAAGAAAGAGAUUGGGUUUUACAAGAUUUCAGAUCGGGGAAAGCGCCGAUUCUUGUCGCUACAGAUGUUGCCGCGCGCGGUCUUGACGUUGAAGACGUCAAGUUUGUCAUCAAUUUUGACUAUCCCUCCUGUUCAGAGGAUUACGUUCACCGUAUCGGCCGAACGGGUCGACGGCAAAAAACUGGUACAGCAUAUACCUUUUUUACACCUAAUAAUUCGAAUAAGGCUAACGACCUGAUCCAGGUACUAAAAGAAGCGAAUCAGGUGAUCAAUCCGAAGCUGUUAGAGCUCGCCGAUAGUAAAAGCGGAGGAUACGGAAGGCACAGAGGUGGAAGGAACAGAUGGCGGUCACGAGGUGGCCGUAACGGGAAAGACCGUAGCUACUCGAGAAGUCGAAGCCGAAGUCACAGUAGGGAACACAACGGGCGUAAUAAUCGUCGAAGUUACAGCAGAAGUUAUUCCCGAAGUCGCAGCCCGGUUAGCAAUCGUACAGACUCGUACGUUUCCAGAAGUUAUCGGUAAAAGUUACUGGAGCAGUGAGAGAUGAUCUUCCACGAGCAGUUAAGGACCAAGCUAAUCAAUCGCCCAUGAAACACGUUUCAUUUAUCUUUUUUUACGUCUCUUUUAAAUGUAUGUACACUGUCGAAAGGAAUAACGAUUAUUCUUUCCACGUAAUCGCUUUCUGUGCGACGCGUUACGUGCUUUUUUAUAGAGAUAUAACGCGAACGAACGAGAGCAUCUUUCUUCAAAAUGUAACGCAAAGAUGAUCCGGUUAAAUAAGGAAAUGGGGCAGGGAGACGAGUUUACGAAAUUCUUUUCGUAUACAGCUGUUCUCGAAUAUUUCUGUAAUAAAUGUUUUGUUUUUAAGCGCUGAAUCGCAACCAUAACGGAUGUGUAUAGUACAUAAGAUAAUAUGAGAAUCAUUAUUAUACAUAUUCGUGUAUCACGCAAGACAUUGGUAACUGGAUGAAAAAAGAACUAAAUAUAUAAGAACUGAAGCAACUUUUCACUUUGAUAAAAAUUAGUUUUCUUCGUAAACAUCUCGCCUAAUUAUCGUUGUUAGAACAUUCGACGAUACUUAAGUUCACGAUGUUAUUAUGUUUUAAACAGAAAUCGCACCGAAUAAAUGGUACACACUCAUAAAUCUGUAAAAGUUUGUAGCCUGACGAUAUUAAUUGUAGAUGUUUAGUGCUUAGAUUAAUUCGUACACGUAUUCUUGAGCAUUUAACAAAACCGAUGGAAUGUACAGUAUUUAACAGAAAGUGUAAUAAAUAAAUUUAUUAACUAUUUGGGAA
Ceratina calcarata is the source of this 2669-nucleotide messenger RNA. RefSeq names its product putative ATP-dependent RNA helicase DDX17. The coding region runs from base 205 to 1896 and encodes 563 amino acids. The transcript is spliced from 8 exons. Gene Ontology annotation, molecular function: RNA helicase activity; ATP binding; nucleic acid binding. Lineage: Eukaryota; Metazoa; Arthropoda; Insecta; Hymenoptera; Apidae. The record is from RefSeq and is a predicted model, not a curated record.